Molecule: messenger RNA, 2325 nt
Organism: Closterium sp. NIES-67
Lineage: Eukaryota; Viridiplantae; Streptophyta; Zygnematophyceae; Desmidiales; Closteriaceae
Source: the annotation of a GenBank genome assembly
UCGUCGCCAAGUAUUUUUCUAAUGCUGUGCAGGCAAGUAUUUCUCCUUGCUGUCCUCACGGCUGCUCGGCUAUGCGACGACUGCUCUCAUCGCCACUGAUCUUAUCGCCACGUGUCGUCGCCUUGCCCUCGCAUUGUUUGACUCCAUUCGUCUCCAUGCCAGUUCAGACGCGAUCGUCUCGUCGCCGCUCCUCACCUCCGCGAUCCCCGCAGCCGCCAUGUGUUCCGCCGCAGAAGCCGCUCGCUGCAGCACAAUUAGCCAUCCCACUCGCUCGUCGCGCUUCACCCGAAGCCAAUCUUCGCACUCCGCCUUCCGCUCCCCGUGAAUCACGCUUGUCGAUACCAUCGUCAACUUGCUCCGCUCGCAGCGCGCCCAGCAGCAGGCGCAGGGGCUCCGCCCGGCCGCUGGCUCCUAUUAGCGACAUCGAGGACUUAGGAGGGAAGGUGUCACGUGGCGUGGAGGGAGACAUGGAUGGCAAGGAGGGAGGGGGCUGGAGGGAGAGGAGGCGGAGCAGGUCAGUAGCGAGGAGGGGAGGUCCGACGAGAGCGACGAGGGCGUUAGAGAGAAAGGAGCGGCGCGACGAAGGGGACUGGCAGCAGGUGGCGCCUCGAGGAGGACCAAGGCGAAGAGAUUAAAGGCCGAUGCAGGCAAGGGGACGGGGAGGCAGCCAUGGAAGGAGGCGUUGGAGAUGAAGUACGGGUUCAGCGACGAGGAGGUGGUCGCCGCGCGGUCCGCGCUGCUGGAGUGGUACGACGCCAACCGCCGCGACCUGCCGUGGCGCGCGCCGGCAGGGAGUGAGGUUGGAGGCGAGGGGGACGAGGCAGUGGGAGGCGGCAGGGGGGAGGCGGAGGAAGGAGCGGAAGGGGAGGAGGGGCAGGAGGCAGCGGAGGGGGAGCGGCGGGCGUACGGCGUGUGGGUGAGCGAGGUGAUGCUGCAGCAGACGCGCGUGAGCACCGUGGCGCCCUACUUCCACCGCUGGAUGGCCCGCUGGCCCUCGCUGCCCCGCCUCGCUGCCGCUUCCCUGGAGGGCGCGCAGCACAUCCAGCAGCGCCACGGGGGGCGCAUGCCGCGCACCGCCGAGGAGCUGCUGGGUGUGCCGGGCAUCGGACCCUACACCGCUGCUGCCAUCGCCUCCAUCGCCUUCAACCAGGCGGCAGCAGCGGUGGACGGCAACGUGAUGCGCAUCCUGGCGCGCCUCAGAGCCCUGCCCCUGCCGCUGCAUCAGGCCGCCUCCUCCUCGCUCUUCGCCCUCCUCGCCUCCCGCCUGCUGCACCCCUCGCGCCCAGGGGACUUCAACCAGGCGCUGAUGGACCUUGGCUCCCUCGUGUGCUCGCCCUCCUCCCCCUCCUGCUCCUCCUGCCCCCUCUCCCCCCACUGCCGCGCCCUCGCCCUGCAGCAGCAGGGAGCAGACAGGGGGGAUGGGGAGGAUGGGGGGGUGGACGGGAGAGGAGUGAGGGUGACGGACUUCCCUGUACGCAAGGCCAAGGCAGCACCGAGGGAGGAGUGGGUGGCAGUGUGUGUGGUGGAGAGGAGGGAGUGGCGUCUGCAACGGCACCAUCGCACGCAUCGGUGGCAUCAGCUGGUGUGUCUGCCGAGAACGGCAGGCGUUCAGUCAGCAGCCGAAGCAGCAAUCAACCUAGCAUGGAGGAGCCUUCUCAGUUCCUUCUGGUGCAGCGGCCACCGCAGGGGCUGCUGGCCGGGCUGUGGGAGUUCCCCGCUCUCGUGCUGUCGACCGGCCCAGGCAGGCCUGCAGAGCCGCAACGACGACAGGCCGUGCUGCGCCUGCUCAACCAGAUGCUGCCCAAUGUGACUGUAGAGGGGUCUGGCCAGCUCAGCCUGGAUGGAAGGAUGCUGCAGGAGGGAAAGGAGGAGGGGGAGGGGAGCAAGUGGCGUGUGAUAGAGCAGCGUGAUGUGGGCCAGGCCUUGCAUGUCUUCUCCCACAUACACCAGCAUAUGUUGAUCGAGCGGAUUUUGAUCGCAGAGGGGGCUGAGGCAAGCAACUGCUGCAGGCAAGAACCGAUUACUUGGGAGUGCAGCCUGGGAGAUGCAGUGGCUAAGGCAAGAACAAGAGGCAAGCAGGUUACAAGUCAUCAGGAUGAUGGAAAUGAGAGUUGUUCACUACCAAUCCACCAGCAUUGGUGUUGGCGUGGGAAAUGGAGAUGACGGAAGUUGGCCUUUCAAGCGGUGUUAGAAAGGUGUGGGAAAUGGUUCGAGCGCAUACACCUGGAGAAGACAUAUGAUGACUUAGCGCGGCUGCUCAGAACGGGAAGAUUCGUCUGGAAACUUACCUCAUCAUUUCGGGCAGUGAUUCAUGGCUCUUGUUUA